AUGGGUCGACAGGGCACUCAGGAGGGUAAUAAAAUUCACACUGCACAGUGUGAGCAAAAACGAGUCGUUACGCAUGCACAAGCAGCGAUCAGAAUUCAACGAUUUUAUCGUGCCCAUCGCGCCAUUACGGCACUCAACCGUCUCGAGCAACGAAUCAAAACAGUUCUCAAUGAAACACACGACCCACAAGCCGCACGCACUCAAUUGCGUGGACGAGCUGCCGAGCUUGGGUCGCUUCGUGCAUUCUUAAACGCCACUCCCCACGUUACCUCUGACCCUCGAGUCGUGAAUAGAAUGCGUCGAGUGGAAGGAACGUUGCAGAAGUUGCUUGAUAAAGCUACUUGUGCGGAGAGAGAGCGGGAGGAGAAGAGGUCUGGGUCGAGAGAGUUCAUUCAUCAUGCUGCGGGCGUUAGCUCGUCUGGACGUCGAAGCUCUCGGUCUGGGAGUCAGUCAUCUGCAACGACUCGUAGUGGCCAAGCAAAGGAUGCUUCUCGGCAGAAUCACACUGUAAUUAGGCACGAGACGAAGGGAUCCACGCAUUCGGAUGUUAUAACGAAAAUUCGACCCUCUCCCUCCUUCGUUGUCCCAAUCCCCUCCCAAAAUCCAUCAAACUCGUUCAUCCUCUCUGGUCCUAAAGAAUUGUCGUCGUCGCCUCCUGAACAGACCUCAAAAUCCCGUCGCACGACCCUACCUACAUCUCCUCCCACCUCUACAACUCAUCAACAAUGGAUUACUCGGAUAUUUGCUGCCACACCUCCACGAAGUGUUCAUCACCAAUCAACAGUCUCCAAAGCACCUUCAUUAUUCACCAUUCCAGAGGCAUCCGAAGUGCUCAUAUCAUGA
Fomitiporia mediterranea MF3/22 is the source of this 843-nucleotide messenger RNA. RefSeq lists its product as uncharacterized. Bases 1 to 843 code for a protein of 280 amino acids. The record is from RefSeq and is a predicted model, not a curated record. Gene Ontology annotation, molecular function: protein binding. The transcript has 2 exons. Lineage: Eukaryota; Fungi; Basidiomycota; Agaricomycetes; Hymenochaetales; Hymenochaetaceae.